GGGGGAGGAGGAGGGGAGGAGGACCCAGCCCCCCCCUCUGUCACAGAGCAGCUGCAGCAGGUGCAGCACAGGAUAGAGGUGAUGGGUCUCCACCUCCCUGAAGCUCCGCCUUCAGAUACAGAUGAAGAAGAAGACGCAGAGAGGAGCCGAGCCUCCAUCCCCAUGGACGCAGACCACGUGGAGCUGGUGAAGAGGACGAUGGCGGCCGUGGCGUUGCCGUCUCUCGGCGUGCCGCCGUGGGCGCAGGAGAUCUCCGACGACCAGUGGAAGGACCUGGUCCAGAACACGCUGGAGACCCGGCAGAGCUCUGCCGCACUGCGCCUGCCCCGCAGGGGCAACACCACGGGACCCUGAACGCACCGCUAGACCCUGAACGCACCACCACAGGACCCUGAACAUACCACCACCACGGGACCCUGAACGCACCGCUAGACCCUGAACGCACCACCACAGGACCCUGAACAUACCACCACCACAGGACCCUGAACGCACCACCACCACAGGACCCUGAACGCACCACCACCACAGGACCCUGAACGCACCACCACCACCAGACCUUGAACGCACCACCACCGGACCCUGAACACACCACCACGAGACCCUAACACAUCACCACCCUGAACACACCACCACAAGACCCUAACACAUCACCACCCUGAACACACCACCACCGGACCCUGAACAUACCACCAGACCCUGAACGCACCACCACCGGACCCUGAACACACCACCAGACCCUGAACGCACCACCACCACCAGACCCUGAACGCACCACCACCAGACCCUGAACACACCAUCAGACCCUGAACACACCAUCACCGGACCCUGAACGCACCACCACCACCAGACCCUGAACGCACCACCACCAGACCCUGAACACACCAUCAGACCCUGAACGCACCAUCACCGGACCCUGAACAUACCACCAGACCCUGAACGCACCACCACCGGACCCUGAACGCACCACCACCGGACCCUGAACGCACCACCACCACCAGACCCUGAACGCACCACCACCAGACCCUGAACGCACCACCACCAGACCCUGAACACACCAUCACCGGACCCUGAACAUACCACCAGACCCUGAACGCACCACCACCGGACCCUGAACACACCACCGGACCCUGAACACACCACCAGACCAUGAACACACCACCACCAGACCCUGAACGCACCAUCACCACCCUGCGCCUCCCCCGCUGGAGCAACCGGACCCUGAACGCACCACCGGACCCUGAACGCACCACCGCAGGUCCAACCCCCCACUCUGAGCCAGAUUACAGUUUUUCAUCCCAAUGAGUCAGACAGCAGAGAUACCGCUAGCUGACUCACACACACUCAACCUGUCUGUGUGUGUGUGUGUCUGUGUGUCUGUGUAUGUGUGUGUUUGUGUGUGUGUGU
Messenger RNA from Perca flavescens (yellow perch), 1404 nucleotides. RefSeq names its product male-enhanced antigen 1 (gene mea1). Gene Ontology annotation, biological process: spermatogenesis. Lineage: Eukaryota; Metazoa; Chordata; Actinopteri; Perciformes; Percidae. The transcript has 3 exons. Bases 82 to 354 code for a protein of 90 amino acids. The record is from RefSeq and is a predicted model, not a curated record.